GCGUGGGGCGCUCCAUAAAGCGGCGCGGAGCUGUCACCCCGCGAGUAGGCUGCGCACCGCCCAGGCCGGAGCAGGCGCCGAAGACUCGGGCGCUUCGGACCCGGGAGCGUGGAGGAGCCAUGGCCACCACCAACGGGGCCGUGGAGAACGGGCAGCCGGACAGGAAGUCUCCCACCGUGCCGCGCCCCGUGCGCAACCUGGAGGUCAAGUUCACCAAGAUAUUCAUCAACAAUGAAUGGAACGAAUCCAAGAGUGGAAAAAAGUUUGCCACAUAUAACCCUUCAACUCUAGAGAAAAUAUGUGAAGUGGAAGAAGGAGAUAAGCUCGACGUAGACAAGGCCGUGGAGGCUGCACAAGCCGCCUUCCAGAGAGGCUCGCCGUGGCGCCGGCUGGAUGCCCUGAGCCGCGGCCGGCUGCUGCACCAACUGGCGGAUCUCGUGGAGAGGGACCGCGCCGUCCUGGCUACCCUGGAAACGAUGGACACAGGGAAGCCGUUCCUUCACGCCUUUUUCAUCGACCUGGAGGGCUGUAUCAAAACCCUUCGAUACUUUGCAGGGUGGGCAGACAAAAUACAGGGCAGGACCAUCCCCACAGAUGACAAUGUUGUGUGUUUCACCAGGCACGAGCCCAUAGGUGUGUGUGGGGCCAUCACUCCUUGGAACUUCCCUCUGCUGAUGCUGGUGUGGAAGCUGGCACCCGCUCUCUGCUGUGGGAACACCGUGGUCGUGAAGCCAGCGGAGCAGACUCCCCUCACCGCCCUCUAUCUCGGCUCUUUGAUCAAAGAGGUGGGAUUCCCUCCGGGCGUGGUGAACAUCGUGCCAGGAUUUGGGCCCACAGUGGGAGCAGCAAUUUCUUCUCACCCUCAGAUCAACAAGAUAGCCUUCACUGGGUCCACAGAGGUUGGAAAGCUGGUUAAAGAAGCUGCCUCCCAUAGCAACCUGAAGAGGGUGACACUGGAGCUUGGUGGGAAAAACCCCUGCAUCGUGUGUGCUGAUGCCGACCUGGACUUGGCAGUGGAGUGCGCCCAUCAGGGAGUGUUCUUCAACCAAGGCCAGUGCUGCACGGCCGCCUCCAGGGUAUUUGUGGAGGAGCAGGUCUAUGAUGAGUUUGUCAGGCGGAGCGUGGAGUUCGCCAAGAAACGGCCCAUUGGAGACCCCUUCGACAUCAGGACGGAACAGGGGCCCCAGAUUGACCAGAAGCAGUUCAACAAAAUCCUCGAUCUGAUUGAGAGCGGAAAGAAGGAGGGAGCCAAGCUGGAAUAUGGGGGCUCGGCCAUGGAAGACAGGGGGCUCUUCAUCAAACCCACUGUCUUCUCAGAAGUUACCGACACCAUGCGGAUCGCCAAAGAGGAGAUUUUUGGACCGGUGCAGCCAAUACUGAAGUUCAAAAAUAUCGAAGAAGUGAUAAAAAGAGCAAAUAGCCUUGAAUACGGACUAACAGCAGCUGUGUUCACAAAAAACCUCGACAAAGCACUGAAGCUGGCUUCCGCAUUAGAGUCUGGAACGGUCUGGAUCAACUGCUACAAUGCCAUCUACGCACAGGCUCCAUUUGGUGGCUUUAAAAUGUCGGGGAAUGGCAGAGAACUAGGUGAAUAUGCGCUGGCUGAAUACACAGAAGUGAAAACUGUCACCAUCAAACUCGACGACAAGGACCCCUGAAGGAAAGGCAGGCUCCUUCCUCAAACAUCUGACAGCUGAAUGUGGCAGAUCUAACUUGCUGAAGAGAAACCUACAUUCUGACCUUCCUGGGGUGCUUUCUUCUGGAGACUUUAAAUCUACUGGAUUUGAACGAUUUCUAUUUUCCUCUCACACUCCUGUUUCAUUGACCAAAAUGUUGUGUGUGAAAUUGUAGUCCUGCUUGGGGAUGGGACUAGUGGCCAUUUCUGUUUUCCACUUUCCACCAGAUCCUGGGGACAGUAAGGAGGCUCAGGGUGUUGUCAACAGGAAGUGGUAUUUGAAGUAUCGAGCAGUAGCUUAAAAAUGCUUUGUUGACUCUGACUCCAGUAAGAAUUUGGAAAAACAAAAUCCCUGCGUGUUCUGCAAACAGGGCUCUGUACCUGCGGGUUCCUCAGGGUUACCUGCCCACAAAACAAGCCCCUCCUACCAUUCAGUGGGAAGGAAUAGCAGUAAGUUUAAAAAAAA
This is a messenger RNA of Delphinapterus leucas (beluga whale), 2141 nucleotides long. It is a transcript of the gene ALDH1A3, whose product is annotated as aldehyde dehydrogenase 1 family member A3. Lineage: Eukaryota; Metazoa; Chordata; Mammalia; Artiodactyla; Monodontidae. Gene Ontology annotation, molecular function: oxidoreductase activity, acting on the aldehyde or oxo group of donors, NAD or NADP as acceptor. The record is from RefSeq and is a predicted model, not a curated record.